This is a messenger RNA of Atta colombica, 627 nucleotides long. Its product is annotated as cyclin G-like. Gene Ontology annotation, biological process: regulation of cyclin-dependent protein serine/threonine kinase activity; mitotic cell cycle phase transition. Bases 1 to 627 code for a protein of 208 amino acids. Gene Ontology annotation, molecular function: cyclin-dependent protein serine/threonine kinase regulator activity. The transcript has 3 exons. The record is from RefSeq and is a predicted model, not a curated record. Lineage: Eukaryota; Metazoa; Arthropoda; Insecta; Hymenoptera; Formicidae. Gene Ontology annotation, cellular component: nucleus; cytoplasm; cyclin-dependent protein kinase holoenzyme complex.
AUGUCGCACACCGCAGGAAUGGACACGGGCUUGCCUGUACCGGAUGCCAUCCCUCCGCUCGAAGAACUUCAAGAAGACCUGAUCCUAGACCUCGUCCAGGAGGUCAAAUUUCAACCAGACCUCCGUCAAUUACCUAUAACAACACAGGACGAUGAGAUAACGAUUGGUGCUCGAGAUAGAUCUGCUCAUGUACUAAGAUGCCUAAAAGUGAUGUAUGAUUUGUCUUCAGAUGUAUUUUUCAUUGCGAUAAAUCUGAUAGACCGAUUCCUGACUAAAAUGAAGGCAAGGCAGAAACAUAUGGCCUGCAUCAGCGUGUCAGCCUUUUACAUUGCUGCCAUCCAACGGAUGCAGUCUAUAGAUGCCGAGCACCUAAUCUCGAUCUCACAGUGCAGAUGCACAGCUGAUGACUUGAGGCGCAUGUCGGAGGUGAUACGAAAUAAAUUGGAAUGGGCACCCGGCACUGAACCUACUACCGCUCUGACUUUUCUACAGUUAUUCAACAAAAUGUUUCAUGCGGUAGCGAAGCAAAUGCAUCUCGGCGACGUGUAUGUCAAUAUCGUCAAGGUGGAUUUGAAUCUGGAUCUUUGGCACAGAGAGCAGCCAUGCAACUCUAUGCCACGAUCAUAG